Gordionus sp. m RMFG-2023 is the source of this 1880-nucleotide messenger RNA. RefSeq names its product monocarboxylate transporter 14-like. Lineage: Eukaryota; Metazoa; Nematomorpha; Gordioida; Chordodea; Parachordodidae. The transcript is spliced from 8 exons. The coding region runs from base 64 to 1728 and encodes 554 amino acids. The record is from RefSeq and is a predicted model, not a curated record. Gene Ontology annotation, biological process: transmembrane transport. Gene Ontology annotation, cellular component: membrane. Gene Ontology annotation, molecular function: monocarboxylic acid transmembrane transporter activity.
AAAUAAAAAUAAUAUUAAUAAAUGUUAUUAAAAAGACACAAUCAAAUUUCUUUUUAAUUAUAAAUGGGGAAUUCGAUUUAUCGACCUGAUCCCGAUUCACCGUGGUCAUAUGUUGUGCUUGUUUGUUCAAUGUUAAAUCACUUCGUAUUAUACGGAACAGGAAUGUCAUUCAGCGUGUUUUUUAAGGCUCUUAUAGAUUCUUUCCAAAGUAGUAGAGCUACAACGGCCUGGUUUAAUAGUAUUCAAUCUGGGGUCUUUAACUUUUCAGGUCCAAUAGUCAGCUUACUACUGAAACGAUACAAUUGGAGGGUAUUGCUUAUUUCUGGAGGUCUCCUUAAUGGACUCGGUCUUUCGCUUUCCUUUUUCGCUAACUCUAUAUAUUUCUUGAACAUAUCAAUAGGAUUCUUAGUGGGAUUUGGAUAUGGAUGCAUGCAUGUAUCAUCCGUAGUUGCCUUGGGGGCCUAUUUUACCCGUCCAGCUGAACGUAGUUUUGCUCAGGGAAUGAAUUUGGCCGGCGGUGGUCUAGGUACCCUUGUAAUGCCGCUUAUAUCUUAUAAAUUGAUAGCUAAAUACGGAUUUAGAGGAGCUUUUCUUAUCAUUGGAGCCCUCAUGUUUCAAACAAUAGUUUUUAGCUGUCUUAUCCUGCCUUUUACCGCUCGUAGUUUACACUCAAUUAAUAAGCCUAAGUCUCCAUCUCGAAAAAAGUUUUUGAGAAACGCGGAUGAUAUGACGGAACCUAAAGUUCUUGAUGGAAUUAAGAGUGGUACCAACGGAACAAAUAUAGUCAAAAUUGCACCCCCGGAAUUGAAUAGCAUAACUGACGAAGCAACGCAGGCAAAUAUAGAUGAAAGCGAUUUAGAGGAUAUUGAUAAAGAUCAGGUGGUAGAUUUGGGUGACACUAACUCAAUAAUAAACCUUUCCAUACCCUUCCCUACUUUGCGCUCGCCACGAUUACUUCUUUACAUGGCCCAAUCAGCUUUUUGGACCGCUUCCGUAUUCAUAGUCGUUCACUUGCUAUUCGAUUUUCUAAUCACUGAUCGGCACCUUCGUCCCCAGGUCCGCGCCGCCUUUCUUUUCACAAUCCUAAUGACCAGCAUGUUCGUGGGCAAUAUAACUGGGGCCCUUUUAGAUACCUGUUUUAUGUUUUGCAAAAAGGGUAAGGGUGGCAAGGAAAGAAUUUCCUCCAGUAUAUGUUCUUCAAAUACUUUCAAUUCUCUUUCGAAACGUUCCACUGAACUCCAACGCCCUAACUUAACUAAGAGCUGGAUAUUCAUUGUCUGCACUUUAAUCCACGGGGCUAUCGCCACGCCUCUUUUUUUGGCCACUCGCAGGUAUGACCUGCUUUGUAUUACGGCGGUGGCCUUCGGAAUCCCUUGCGGAAUUAAAUUAGCCUUAGUUCCUACUAUCUGCGUGGACCUAUUUGGAUUGGCUCAUCUAUCUCAUGUUUAUGGAUAUAGCAUGAUGGCCUCCGGAGUGGGUAUUUUGAUAAGCCCGCCUUUAGGAGGAUAUUUGGUCGAUAAAACCAAGAGUUAUCAUGUUACAUUUGCUCUGAGUGCCAUUUUAUCCGUUAUAUCUGCCAUUUUUUUUACCAUUCUUUUGAUUAUCGCAAGCAAUCAGAGGUCCGUAAGAUAUUUUAAAGUUAGUAUCGUACCAAAUGAUGAUGAAAAUUUUAAAGUUCAAAGAAGUUAUAAUGAUGGUAUAUCACGACAAAGUCAACCUCUCAAUUAGCCACAAUUAGCCUAGACUUAAACUUGAUGGUUAUCGAGCUCUUCAUUUGGAAAUUAUUUAUUUAUAUAUUACACACCUUAUUUUCCUACAUAACAAAUAAUAAUUGAAAACAUGAUUAUCGCCACAAAAUAUUUUUUACAUCAUUAUAGCUA